Carassius carassius (crucian carp) is the source of this 1310-nucleotide messenger RNA. Its product is annotated as GTP:AMP phosphotransferase AK3, mitochondrial-like. Gene Ontology annotation, biological process: nucleobase-containing compound metabolic process. Gene Ontology annotation, molecular function: AMP kinase activity; ATP binding. The record is from RefSeq and is a predicted model, not a curated record. The transcript is spliced from 5 exons. NCBI's taxonomy places the organism in Eukaryota, Metazoa, Chordata, Actinopteri, Cypriniformes, Cyprinidae. Gene Ontology annotation, cellular component: cytoplasm; mitochondrion. The coding region runs from base 139 to 816 and encodes 225 amino acids.
CCGCAUCCCGACAGCCAAGUUUCCAUAGCACAGAUUUCACGGGACUGCAGGGAUGCUGUGAAGAGGAAGUUUAUUUAUUUAUUUGUCUCCACUUUCACAGAUAGCCAUUGAAGGUUGUAUUCUCGGACAAACAGAAGUAUGGUUCUGCAGACCGUGUUCCGCGCGGUGAUCACCGGGGCCCCGGGCUCGGGGAAGGGGACCAUGUCGAGUCGGAUAGUGCAGAGUUUCGGACUGAAGCAUCUCUCCAGUGGAGACAUGCUGCGGGCCAUAGUCGAGGCGAAGACCGAUUUGGGUGUCCUGAUGAAGUCGUGUAUCGAUCAGGGUCAGCUGGUUCCCGAUGACGUCAUCUCUCGCCUCGUCCUGUCCAGUCUGAGGGAUCUGGAGCAGAGCAGCUGGCUACUGGACGGUUUUCCUCGUACCGUGGCUCAGGCCGAGGCCCUGGACAGCAUGUACGAUGUGGACUCUGUUAUAAACCUGGACGUGCCUUUCCAGACGAUCCAAGAGCGUCUGACGUCUCGCUGGGUGCACCUUCCCAGCGGCAGGGUCUAUAAUAUAGGCUUCAACCCGCCCAAGAAACCAGGUCUUGAUGAUGUCACAGGAGAACCGCUGGUCCAAAGAGACGAUGACGGUCCCAUAACUGUGUCCAGGAGACUCAAGGACUAUGAGAGACAGACACAACCUGUUCUAGAGUAUUACAGGAGUAAAGGAGUAUUGGAGACCUUCUCAGGAACUGAAACCAACAAGAUAUGGCCUCACGUCCAUGCCUUCCUGACUAGGAAAAUCCCAAGAAACCAGCAGGCUGUGGGAAAAGCGUGAUUGCACAGUCACCUUGACGACUGAAGUACACUGCUGGACUCGAGCACAAUGCACCUCUGUGGUCUUAAGCAGUCUACUGUAUUUGCCGAAGCCUUUGGUGUGACCAGCUGCUUUUAUGUCUUUUUUGAGAAUAUUAGCACCAACCAAAGGUUUAUGGUCAAACUUUAGUCUCAUGAGCUCUAGCGCUGCCAUCUUAAGCAAACAAACGAUCUUAAAGAGUCAGGCAUGCUAAGAUUCAUAGUUGAAUCCACAGUUAAUCAUUUUCAGCAUUACAUUUGCAAGAAGUGACCAACACAUACUCUUUUUUUUUUUUUCUUCCUUUCCUUCUUUUAACUGAAGUGGCUGCAAAGUCGGGACACAGCAGCUCCAAAACAUUCCUGUUUAUUAUCCAUUUUAAUAUUAUUAAGAUUUGUGCAUACUAGAGAAUUAAAGUAUUAAUUGAAAAACAUUCCCAGAUGAAUGUAGUUCAAGAGUAUGAUUUAGACCUGAUUUUU